CGGAGCCGGAGCCGGAGCCGGAGCCAGGCCGGGGCGUCGAGCUGCCGGCGGCGCGGCCAUGUGGGGCUAGCCCGCGCCGCGCCUGGCCUGCAGCGGAACCGGCAACAUGGAGGCGGCCGUCGGCGCCCCGGACGGCGGGGACCAGGGCGGCGCGGGGCCCCGCGAGGACGCGACGCCCAUGGACGCCUACCUGCGGAAACUGGGUUUGUAUCGCAAACUGGUCGCCAAGGACGGGUCGUGCCUGUUCCGGGCCGUGGCGGAGCAGGUGUUGCACUCUCAGUCUCGUCAUGUUGAAGUUAGAAUGGCCUGUAUUCACUAUCUUCGAGAAAACAGAGAGAAAUUUGAAGCGUUCAUAGAAGGAUCAUUUGAAGAGUAUUUAAAGCGUUUGCAAAAUCCACAGGAGUGGGUAGGACAAGUGGAAAUAAGUGCCCUUUCUCUUAUGUACAGGAAAGAUUUUAUAAUUUAUCGGGAACCGAAUGUUUCUCCGGCACAAGUAACUGAAAAUAAUUUUCCUGAAAAGGUAUUACUAUGUUUUUCAAAUGGAAAUCACUAUGAUAUUGUUUACCCCAUAAAGUAUAAAGAUAGUUCUGCUAUGUGUCAGUCUCUUCUUUAUGAAUUGCUCUAUGAGAAGGUAUUUAAAGCUGAUGUCAGUAAAAUCGUGAUGGGACUAGACACUUCUGAAGUAGCUGAUGGAAACAACAGUGAAAUAUCAGAUUCAGAGGAUGAUAGUUGCAAGAGGAAAACUGCUAAUGAUGUGAAUGGAUUUAAACCUUUGUCAGGCGAUGAGCACUUGAAGAACAAUGGGAAUUCUACUAGCUUUCCCUUGUCUAGAAAGGUUCUUAAGUCACUCAAUCCAGCAGUCUACAGAAAUGUGGAAUAUGAAAUUUGGCUGAAGUCUAAACAAGCUCAACAAAAGCGUGAUUAUUCCAUUGCUGCUGGUUUACAAUAUGAAGUUGGAGAGAAAUGCCAAGUUAGGUUGGAUCACAAUGGAAAAUUUCCUAAUGCAGAUAUUCAAGGAGUUCACUCUGAGAAUGGACCAGUUUUGGUUGAAGAAUUGGGAAAAAAACAUGCCGUGAAGACCCUCAAACCACCUCCCCCAGAAAGCUGGAGCACAGUGUCAGGAAAGAAGAUGAAAAAACCUUCUACUUCGGGACAAAAUUUUCAUUCUGAAAUGGAUUACAGAGGGCCAAAGAAUCCAAGCAAGCCAAUAAAAGCCCCAUCAGUACUACCUCCUCGGCUCCAGCAUCCUUUGGGAAUAAGACAACAUGCAUUCUCUAGUCACUCUUCAGGGGCACAGUCUCAGAAAUCCUCCAGUGAACACAAAAAUCUUGCCCGGACACCUUCACAGAUCAUGAGAACUGGUCGUGAGAGAGCUGAGGAUUUUGAUCACACAAAUAGAGAAUCUCACUAUUUUGGCCCCUCCCCUGAAGAACGCAGAGAGAAGCAAGCCAUAGAAGAAUCUCUUAUACUUUAAGAGAUUCAGAACAGAGAUGAACAGGCUUUCCCAGCCCUUUCCAUGUCAUCAGUCAGUACAUCAGCUUCUCAAAGUAGCAACCCAUGUGUCCAGAGAAAAUCAUCCCACGGAAGUGAUAGAAAAGGAAACAGGCGGAGAAUGGACACAGAAGAACGGAAGGACAAAGACUCUGUCCAUGGAUCUACUCACUUGGAUAAAAAACCUGAACCAAGUACAUUAGAGAAUAUUAGUGAUGAUAGAUGUGCAAGAGUUUCAUCCCCAUUGAAGUCAAAGAAAUUAGAGUGCCCAUCUCCUGCAGAACAAAAGCCAGCAGAACAUGUGUCUCUGUCAAAUCCAGCUCCCCUUCUAGUGUCUCCAGAGGUCCAUCUAACUCCUGCGGUGCCUUCUUUACCAGCCACUGUGCCAGCCUGGCCAAGUGAACCUACAACUUUUGGACCAACAGUUCCUGUGUCAAUACAGGCAGUUAACCAGCCCUUGAUGCCUUUGCCUCAGACAUUGAGCCUUUACCAGGACCCACUGUAUCCUGGGUUUCCUUACAAUGAAAAGGGAGAUCGAGCCAUUGCACCACCUUAUUCACUGUGUCACACUGGAGAGGACUUGCCUAAAGAUAAGAAUAUUCUUCGUUUCUUCUUCAAUCUUGGAGUGAAGGCGUAUAGUUGUCCGAUGUGGGCCCCACAUUCUUACCUGUACCCUCUGCACCAGGCCUACCUGGCAGCCUGCAGGAUGUACCCAAAGGUCCCUGUCCCUGUCUAUCCUCAUAAUCCUUGGUUCCAAGAAGCCCCUUCUGCUCAGAAUGAAAGUGAUUGUACCUGCACUGACACACACUUUCCUAUGCAGACUGAGGCCAGUGUUAAUGGCCAAAUACCACAGGCAGAGAUUGGACCGCCAACGUUUUCUUCACCUCUGGUUAUCCCUCCAUCUCAGGUGUCUGAAAGUGACGGACAGUUGUCUUACUAAGCUGAUCUUGAAUCUGAGAACCCUGGGCAGCUUCUUCAUGCUGAAUAUGACGAAUCACUAAGUGGCAAGAAUAUGUUCCCACAACCGUCCUUUGGACCUAAUCCAUUCUUAGGCCCAGUUCCCAUUGCGCCUCCUUUCUUCCCUCAUGUUUGGUAUGGGUACCCUUUUCAGGGAUUCAUAGAAAACCCAGUAAUGAGGCAGAAUAUUGUGCUGCCCUCUGACGAGAAAGGAGAAUUGGAUCUACCGCUGGAAAAUCUGGAUCUGUCUAAAGAAUGUGCUUCCGUUUCAGCUGUAGAGGAGUUUCCCAAAGCCAGGGGUGAAGGUGCACAUUCUCUCCCUGAAGCAAGUGUGAGCAGUAAGCAUGAAGGCCGGGCAGAGCAGUCAUCCCAGACACGGAAAGCAGAUCUGGCACUGGCCUCCGUCCCUCCCGGAGGAGAGGGAAAGGCUCAUCUUCCCACUCAGAUUCUAAACAGAGAGAGGGAAACUGUGCCAGUUGAACCUGAGCCUAAAAGGACCAUUCAGAGUCUGAAAGAAAAACCAAAAAAAGUAAAAGAUCCUAAGACUGCUGCUGAUGUGGUCAGCCCUGGGGCCAACUCUGUGGAUAGCAGAGUGCAAAGACCAAAAGAAGAGAGUUCAGAAGAUGAAAAUGAAGUAUCUAAUAUUUUGAGAAGUGGUAGAUCCAAGCAGUUCUAUAAUCAAACUUAUGGAGGCAGGAAAUACAAAAGUGAUUGGGGCUAUUCUGGUAGGGGUGGCUAUCAACACCUGAGAGCUGAGGAGCCCUGGAAAGGGCAGUCAAGCAGAGGCCGGGAUGAAGGUUAUCAGUACCAUCGCAAUGUCAGAGGACGGCCCUAUAGGGGUGACAGGAGGAGAUCAGGGAUGGGAGAUGGCCACAGGGGACAACACACUUGAUGGUUGUUGCUGGAGUCUUUUAGAGCAGAAACCCUUUCUUAGGUGGAAUGUUUCUGAAGGCUUUAAAAAAUACAUUAAAAUAAAAACCCAAAUUGGAACUGUCUCCUCCCCUCCACAUUUAGCCUCGCUCCCAUCCUGGACGAGAGAAUCUGGACAGGACUUCAAGGGGGCAGGUGGAUUUCUGGCAUUGCCACUUCACUCACAGUUUGAUUUAUCAGGUGACUUCUCCCCUAACAAUUAGGAAAUAAGUUUGUUAAAGUAUUUUUUAUAAACAACUUAAUAUAAAACAUUAUAGAUUUA
Molecule: messenger RNA, 3640 nt
Organism: Oryctolagus cuniculus (rabbit)
Lineage: Eukaryota; Metazoa; Chordata; Mammalia; Lagomorpha; Leporidae
Source: RefSeq, a predicted model, not a curated record